AUGUACAAAAGAGAAAGUUGGCUCAAGAAGUGUGUACAGUUUACUCAAACCUUCGGCAACCACAAGCAGGCGUGGACAUGUAGUGCAUCAGUAGUAGUGGAGUAUCGCUAUGGAGCCGUUCUACUCGCUGUUGUGUUUCGUGGGACUCUCGAGUGCUUGUUCAAGCAGUGGAGAUUUGGACAUUGUUGGGAUGCUGCCACCAGAGAUAGCCGUGAUGAUUCUCAGGUUGCUACUGCAUCCAUCAACCGCCAUCGAUGCUGUGGUACUGGUGACACACCCAUAGCAUCGGCUCCUACAGAGGAGUAUAUCAGCAUCACAAUGAUUGACACUGUUGGAGCUUCUUUCAUGGAAGCUGGACGGCCCGUCGCUGUUGGCGGCAAGUGAAGUCAACGCCAGCUGGUUGAGUCUCGUCCAGUCGGACUCGUUGCUGGCACGCAGGCUGAGGAGACAGAAGAAGAUCGUGCGGGGUCAGCGCGAGGCCCGGGUGUUCGCUGCCGGCUACCUGCCGUUGAGGACGCCGCACUCUAUACCGAAACCGUUCGCAGACCGCAACGGACGCUUCGCCGUCACCAAACCCGACAAUGGUGGUGCGCAGCUGCUAGCUGAGCCUCUAGGGGUCAACAAAGCCGUCAAGAGGAAGAGCACCAGCAGCCUGCAGUCGGCGAAGCAGAGGUUUGCAGCGGAUCGUCGUGUUAUGACACCGAACGUGAUGGAACAACUUGUGAAGAAAGCGAUGAGAU
Molecule: messenger RNA, 740 nt
Organism: Schistocerca cancellata (South American locust)
Lineage: Eukaryota; Metazoa; Arthropoda; Insecta; Orthoptera; Acrididae
Exons: 5
Coding region: 1-384 (127 amino acids)
Source: RefSeq, a predicted model, not a curated record